Molecule: messenger RNA, 731 nt
Organism: Rhinichthys klamathensis goyatoka
Lineage: Eukaryota; Metazoa; Chordata; Actinopteri; Cypriniformes; Leuciscidae
Gene: pdzd11
Product: PDZ domain containing 11
Exons: 6
Coding region: 79-507 (142 amino acids)
Biological process (GO): maintenance of epithelial cell apical/basal polarity; neurotransmitter secretion; protein localization to basolateral plasma membrane
Cellular component (GO): cell-cell junction; synapse; basolateral plasma membrane
Molecular function (GO): protein binding
Source: RefSeq, a predicted model, not a curated record
AAAAAAGUGCUGGUCACAUGAUCAUUAAGAGGGCGGGGCUAAUGGUUCUCUUGAGGAGUUCGUUCGUGCUCGAAAAACAUGGACCAAAAAAUACCAUACGAUGACUAUCAACUGCCAGUAGUGUUUCUUCCGUCCUAUGAGAGCCCUCCUGCAUGGAUCCCUCCACAAGAGAGGAUACAUCACCCUGACUACAACAAUGAGCUCACUCAUUUCCUACCUCGCACUGUAGUCUUAAAAAAGCCCCCUGGAGCACAACUGGGCUUCAAUAUUCGUGGAGGAAAGGCGUCGCAGCUCGGUAUAUUUAUUUCAAAGGUGGUGCCAGAUUCAGAUGCCCAUAGGGCAGGACUACAAGAGGGUGAUCAGGUGCUUUCUGUCAAUGAUGUGGACUUUCAAGACAUUGAGCAUUCAAAGGCUGUGGAGAUUUUAAAGACCGCAAGAGAGAUUUUGAUGAAGGUCCGAUACUUCCCUUACAAUUACCAACGGCAGAAGGAGAGGACUGUACACUAGGUGGCAGAGCUGACAUUCAUGACUGAAGCAGUGAGUGACGCAGCUGAUGAGGCAUUGGUGUGUCAGCCAAACUUUCAUCUUCUCUGCAUCAUCUUCCUCCUACUAACUAUUGUCUCUGACUAAAAGACUGCUCAAAGAAAUCAUCUUCAAACGCGAACAUGCCUGAUGAUUCAAAGCUUCUUCACCCAUUUAGGUCAGUUUUAGGCAUCUGUGUUUUGAGCUGC